UAUCUGGAAAGUGAGGUAACCUUGAACUUGACUAGCGUAUUGGUUUGUUUGCGAUUGGUACACCGGGCUGAAAGGCUGAAAGGCUGAAAGGCUGAAAGUUGACCGUUUGGGACUUGUCCAAGUCUGGGAGUGUCAGGAGUGUCACAUUUCGUGAGUUUUCUCGUUUACGGCAGUCGGGACUGGUCGGUACCUCGACAAGUCUCGCUUGCGCGAUCCUCCGUACUUCUCAUCUCUUCAGUCUCAUUAUUUCAUUAAUAAUCGAUAGCUGAUAAUCAUAUCAAUUAACAAUGGAUCCGGCCGUUUUCCCGGAGGAGAUAUGGAUCAAAAUAUUACUCUACUGCGAUGUACCUGACAUAAUAGCCUUCGGUAGUACAUGCAAAUAUUUGAGAAAAACAUCGGACACCGAUUAUCUCUGGAAAAUGAAAUGGCUCCAGUUAAUAUCCAAAGUGCAGUUUCGCUUCCCGGACAUAAAGUGUCUCCAAUUGCUGAGUGUCAGCUUCAAGUCCAUGUGUUAUCGUCUUCACAUGGUGAUAACUCUUGGUGAGAAUCCACCAUUUCCAAAAUGUUACUACUGCAGUGGUUACACCUGUCAACGCAACUGCGUGGAAGGAUCCAGUGCUAAAGUUGUGAUAGAAAUUGGCAACAAAUACACAUGGGUGAUAACACCUAAUUUUGGUCUCCGAAGGCACUUUUCUCUCUUUGGUAUCCCCAAGUGUGACAGUAAAACUCACACGACGUAUCAGCCUCCGGUGGAGAAAGUGCCAAGUGUCAGUGGUACAAGUCGAGUGAAGUCUGAUUAUAAAUCAAUAGCAAGAAAAUUGAAAUCCCUCAAAUUAUCCGAAUUAACAACGACAAAAGGGCCUUGUACAUACAAACCAAGUGGUCCAUUCUGUGUUUUCUGCAAUUCUGUUAAGCUGUACAGAGAAAAGAGGAGAUUGGCUGCACAUCCGUUGGAAUCGAUGUGCUAUGCAAAGGCAAAUCCACUUUAUCAAAAACUUGUCAAUGGGUAUUGCACAGAUACUGUUGAAGUACUUGGAAUACCAAAUGUCGAUGUCGUGAGUCCAGCGGAGGCACUUCUCAGUGAGGGAUCAUUUCCAGUUCUCAAGACAUUCGUUGAUCAUUUAUUUCAUCAAAUGGGAUUGACUGCAACGCUGAGAAAACCCAGUGCUGUUUUGAUAUUCUGUGAACCCCUGGCGAUGCAUCCUGUUCUCAGGAAACAGCUGCUGCAUUAUUUGUUUCAAGAAGUCAAGGUUGCCAGAGUGUGUUUGGUACCUAAACCUCUGGCUGCGUGUGCUAUGUUGGAUGUUGAGACCUGUGUGGUGGUGGACAGUGGAGCACUGAGCACAACUGUUGCUGUUAUUAUUGGAGGAAGAGUAAUGCCCCACCGAUGGAAGUUGCUGCCUGUUGGAGGCUGGCAUGUGGCCUAUCAUUUAAAACAGGCCAUGCACUGGCAGCCCAAAGAGUAUCACCAGAUACCGAUCUCUCAUCUGGACACGAUGGCUGUUAAGGAACGCUGUCGGUUGAGUUAUAAUAUCGAAAAUGAAGAGAUGAAGAGAGGACCUGUCAAGCGCCAGCAUAUCAAUCUCAGAGUGGACAGCUAUGCGGAUUAUAAACAAUUCUGGAAGGUUUCUCUUGGCCCAGAGCUCUAUAUUGCUCCGGAAAUGAUGUACAUCAGUCUAGGUCUUCCUCAGAUAAUCAAAGACGUAACAGCAGGACUCAGUGAAGAUCUUAUGCACGAUUGUCUCUCGCAUAUUCUACUGACCGGUGGCAAUACCGAUUUGUCUGGCUUUGCACUCAGAUUGCGAAAAGAUCUCCGUGAAGUAUUGCCCGAGUAUGAAUCAAUACUUGAAGUACGAAGUUGUCCGGGUACACACAGUUGGAACGUUGCCAUGGGAUCUACGUAUGUGCCACUGGCCGUUCAUCCCGACAAAACGCCACCGGAAUAUAUCGAGGGCAAUCCUUUUUGGUUGUCUAGGGAGGAAUAUGUUCUUUUCGGAUGUCAGUCCCUGGAGUAAAUAAUUUGGAGAACCCAAAAUUAUCCAGUCGGCAUUCUCAUGGGAGGAAAUGAAAGUUGAGGAGAAUCAUCUUCUGGUCUUUACUACAUGAUUAUAGAAUUGAGAGAGAUUAAAUUAGGACAGGAAUUGAUGUUAAGACUUGGUCGUCCUGCGAUUUUGCGAAUAAUAUCGUUGCAAUUAUGAAAUACACAUAUAGUUUAUCCAACAUAUUGUCUCUAAAACAUAUUUAUGAGUUGGAUCAGACAGGUUGAUAUAGACUUUAUAUGGCUAGUACCAGGUAUUCAUGACGAAACGUUAGGGACGAGAAUGAAUUACUCGCAGCUUUUCGCACUGAGUUAAUUGGCGAGAGGCACAUUUUUAGAGAAUUUUUAAUUAUAUUUAUUGAGGUAAUUUAUUGAAAGUAGUAGUUGACGAUAAUAUUAAAUAUUGCCGAAAUUCAUUUCCUUUGGAAAUUUAUAUACAAAGUAAUGUUAAAGAAAACAAGUGAUAUGAGGCGAUGAGAGCUUCCAGCUUUAUAAAUUAAAUUAAAUGAAAAUUACGAGAUCGUUAGAGGAGAGAAGUAAUAGAAUUGUCAUGCUAGGGGAUAAUUUAUGUAGACGUUUCUCCGAGCCCGGUAAAUAAUGCAUGAAAAAUUUCAAUUUCCCAUUUAUCUCAGAAAUGAAAAUCGUUCUCUGUAUGUAAAUAGUUCAUUCAAAUCUCACUUAGUCUAUGUAAAUAACGAUUGUAUUUUAACUUCAAUGGGAUUUCAAGACAUUGAAUGAUGAUUAUGAAAGAAAAGUAUUAUCUGUAGGGAACUGUAUUUCAAGACUUUCAUUCUUAUACUUUGUAAAUUUAUAUCAGAAAAAUAUGUCUUGCCAAACAUGGAACAUUUAAUACAAUUCGGACGUUCUACGAUAUAAAAAAUUCUUCUAGUCAGUAUGAGAGCGUUUGAAAUCAUUCGUUCUGAAUUUUCGAGUAAUGAAUGCGUAUAUUUUUUCGAUUGAUUGAUAAGUGCACGUUUAUUAUCGUUUAUGAGUUUCAAUUUUUUAAAUAAUUUCAUUUUGAAUUGAGCUCUGGAAUCUUUUAAUAGUAUAUGAGAACACGUGGAGUAUGAUUUUAUUUUAUGCUUGUUUUUAUAUCGAUGAGUUUUACGAUAAAAUAAUUUUUCUUAGGUACAACGUUGAAUAAUUAAGGGAUUAAUAUUCUAUAUUUUAUUUUGCCUGUAAAUAAUAAAGAAAUAUAAUAUAUUGUCUCAUUUUUACAUUUCUUUAUUACAGAAAGACAUUAAAACGAUUACAUACUAAAUUACAUUUUGGCGUAUUUACAAAGUACAUGUCUCUGGGUUGAGGGUAUUUACGAGUACAUGUACGUACGUUUGGGAUAAUUGAAUUGUUUUUUUUUAUAGCUUAAUAAUAGAAUCUGAAUCCUCGAAAUAAUUCCUAUUUCUUCUAGAUCGGCUCAGCAAUUGGACUAAUACCCUGAUACGUAACUUGAAUCGUUAACAACUCGAUUCAACGUAAUAAUUAAUUAUCAAAUACAAUUUAUCCAAAUUCAUAUUACAAAAUAGAAAUAUAUAUAAUGAAAUUACAAAAUAUGUUCAUCUUGGAAUUAACAUAAUUUUCAUCGUGGUACCGAAAGAAUUAACAGAAUAGUUAUUGUUGAAUGAGUUAAAAAUUCAAAUAUACAAUUCUAGCAGAUGUUUACAAUGAAGAAUCAGGUGCGUAUUUAUUAAUUACGGAGAUUUAAUUUGUAUAAAGUAUAUUCAAUCAGUUGAUUUUUUUAUUUUUAGUUUUUAGUACUAAACCUUUUUGUUCGAAGAGGCGGAACUUUUAAUUUGAAAGAAAAGUCCAUUUCAAAUUAUUCCUGAGUUUCACUAUUCGAGGAGUUACUUACGACGAUGUUUCGUGUGAAUUUUCGUUUUUUUAACAAAUAUUUUUUUCAUUACACUUCACUAUUGAAGGCACAACUAAUGCAUCUAGUUAUGAUGUUUUUAAUAUUCUCAUGAUAAAUUUAUUCCCAAAAGAGAAACUAAAGAAUUCACAUCAUAAAACCAUAUUUUCCAGGUCAGCUAGUCAUAUGUCCAGUUGAAUGGCUCAACUAGUUUAUUUAAUUUACAGUCUAUAUACAAAAAUUAGUCACCAUCAGUGCACACACUUUGAGAUCGAUCAUUGCAUUGCAGUAACCGAUUUAUUAUUCAAAAAGAGUAAUAAGAAAUGUUGAAAUGUCAAUUAAAAUUUGUAUUGAAAUGACUAGUUGAAGGUGAUUAUGUUUUAAUUAUUUUUGAUUUCCUGUAAUUCAUUAUUUUUCAAUAUUAAUUAAUUAAAAUGGCGAUAUUGAGAAGUUGUUUUGAAACUGAAAAAAUAAUUUAGCAUCAAAAGUGAACACAAAUUCAUACUCACACUAUGGAAA
Fopius arisanus is the source of this 4403-nucleotide messenger RNA. RefSeq lists its product as uncharacterized. Gene Ontology annotation, molecular function: protein binding. The transcript is spliced from 4 exons. The record is from RefSeq and is a predicted model, not a curated record. Lineage: Eukaryota; Metazoa; Arthropoda; Insecta; Hymenoptera; Braconidae. Bases 288 to 2015 code for a protein of 575 amino acids.